UCCAUCAGCAGUGUCUGCGACGAAUUUUGCGGAUCGGCUGGGGCGCCAGAGUUGCAGACACGGAAGUGUUGCGCCGAAGUGGGAUGUAUGCAGUGGACUGCAUACUUUUAUUGAGACACCUGAGAUGGCUCGGUCAUGUGAGCCGUAUGGAUUCGACGCGGAUACCGAAACAACUCUUAUACGGUCAGCUGAGUAUUGGGAAGCGGCACGUGGGGAAACCAAAGUUACGUUACCAGGACAUGAUUAAAGUGAGCCUCACACGUUCUAAUCUUGAUUGCAGAUCAUGGGAAUCGAAGGCGGUUGAUCGGCGUGCAUGGCGCGAUCUAAUCACGAAGGCAGUUGCUGAAGUGCGGGAGAAAUCCCUCAUGCAUGCAGAGAAGAAGCGGCAGUUGCGGAAGCGGCAAGCACCGAUGGAUUGUACUCCAUCGACAUCGAGCGCAUGGUGCUGUAAAACAUGCGGUCGCGAGUGCCUUAGUCAGGCAGGCCUAGUGAGCCAUGAGAGAGGUCACUCGGGACCACUGCCGAAGCGACGACGGGUCCCGCAGUGAACAUAGGCAGCACCGGCGCAGCGUUUGUAGGCACGCUGAAUUCGAUUUACUAACCGCACGGUUGCAUGCUAAGUCUCUUUAUUUCAGGUGGUGGGUUUACAGUUUGUGCAUUAAUGCUUUUCUUUCUC
Dicrocoelium dendriticum is the source of this 676-nucleotide messenger RNA. The record is from the annotation of a GenBank genome assembly. NCBI's taxonomy places the organism in Eukaryota, Metazoa, Platyhelminthes, Trematoda, Plagiorchiida, Dicrocoeliidae.